This is a messenger RNA of Piliocolobus tephrosceles (Ugandan red Colobus), 2734 nucleotides long. It is a transcript of the gene ENO3, whose product is annotated as enolase 3. Gene Ontology annotation, biological process: glycolytic process. The coding region runs from base 1346 to 2650 and encodes 434 amino acids. Lineage: Eukaryota; Metazoa; Chordata; Mammalia; Primates; Cercopithecidae. The transcript is spliced from 12 exons. The record is from RefSeq and is a predicted model, not a curated record. Gene Ontology annotation, cellular component: phosphopyruvate hydratase complex. Gene Ontology annotation, molecular function: magnesium ion binding; phosphopyruvate hydratase activity.
UGAGAUGAGAGGGCGGGGCGAGAUGGGAGACGGGACGGGUGGUGGGGCAGGUGGCCUGAGGUGGGGGCUGGGAGGCCGCGCUGGCCGGCGGGGCGGGGAGCAGGGGUGGGGAGAGGGCGGCGGGGGUGAGUCACCGGGCGCGGGCUGCCCCGGCGCCGGCGGGAAGCGCCUCCGAGUCGAGCCCCGUGACCCUCGCCGUUCGGCUGGCAUGGCCGCAGAGGAGCUCGGGGCAGACCCCGCACUGGCCCCAGAGCCGGCAAGGUGGAGAUCUCUACCGAGAGCAGAGACCCACCUCCCCGCAGUGCUACGACGGGGCGCCGGAGGAGCCCCAGGCGUGCAGAAGCUCACAAAGGGCCACCCGUCCUGGGUCCAUUCAUUUUCGUUCACUGUUGAUUCAACCCCAUUCAUUGAUGGGCUGGGGCCGUGCGCUGAGCGCCCACAGUCGGUGGGGAGAAGGGCUCUGGCGAACAGUCCCCACGCCGGGCGACAAGUGCUGUCCCAGCGUUAUCAAUCGGGCGCCGCUCCAGCCUAGAGGGCAGGUUUAAAUUCGUCUCCUGGCCCCUAACUCAUCCCCACGCUGGCUGGCCUGGAGAGGGUAGGAUGGGGCGGUGCCGAUAAUGGCCGUUAUGAGGACCCUAAGAGGUGAGACCCUCUCGCCUUCUGAGGUGGGGGGGGGGGGGCAAUUUUAGACGUCAGAGCUUGCCCAGAAGGCCCCUCCCUUCCCCCACUGAGGGCAGAGGCCCGCCCAGCGAUCUGAGCAUGUGUGGACGUCAAUCCAGCAGCCCCUCUUCCAGGCCCCCUCCCCAGCCUUGCAGGGCUCAGGUUACCCCUGGCCUUUCCUAAAGGUCACACAUUCCUCUUGACGUUUGCAAAAGGGGAAUGUAAUCCUGGGGUGAGGGAGACCCCUCAUCUGAAGCCCCUCCCCUGCUCCUCCCAAAGGGUGGCAUUAAAACAGGGACUGUUCCUUGGGGACAGAAAGACAGUGGGGGGAUAGUAGUUGACCUUUGGUAAGGGGGCAGGUGCCCAGGGCCAGAGGCUUCUGCUUUAGGCUGUAGUGGGCACUUGGCUGCCAGCCCAGUGUGAAGGGGGGAGGAUGGAGAGAGAGAGAGGCGGGGCUGGCUGGGGACCCAGUGGCUCAGGGAUAAAUGCGCAGCCUGAGAGGGGGUGAGCUGACACUGUCCCAGCUGCCACCUAGACUCGGAGCUCCAUCCAAACCUCCAACGAAGACAUCCCAGGUCAGCUCCAGCACCUGCCUUCUUGGAGUGGGGAAGACUCUUAAAGGGCAAGGGAUUUCUGGUUCCUUAAGAGAUCAACUGUCUACACUCACACCUCCUGUCCUGCAGCCAUGGCCAUGCAGAAAAUCUUUGCCCGGGAAAUCCUGGACUCCAGGGGCAACCCCACAGUGGAGGUGGACCUGUACACAGCCAAGGGCCGAUUCCGAGCAGCUGUGCCCAGUGGGGCUUCCACGGGUAUCUAUGAAGCUCUGGAACUAAGAGAUGGGGACAAAGGCCGCUACCUGGGGAAAGGAGUCCUGAAGGCUGUGGAGCACAUCAACAAGACUCUAGGCCCUGCUCUGCUGGAAAAGAAACUCAGUGUUGUGGAUCAAGAAAAAGUUGACAAAUUUAUGAUUGAGCUGGAUGGGACCGAGAAUAAGUCCAAGUUUGGGGCCAAUGCCAUCCUGGGCGUGUCCUUGGCCGUGUGUAAGGCGGGAGCAGCUGAGAAGGGGGUCCCCCUGUACCGCCACAUCGCAGAUCUCGCUGGGAACCCUGACCUCAUACUCCCAGUGCCAGCCUUCAAUGUGAUCAACGGGGGCUCCCACGCUGGAAACAAGCUGGCCAUGCAGGAGUUCAUGAUUCUGCCUGUGGGAGCCAGCUCCUUCAAGGAAGCCAUGCGCAUUGGUGCUGAGGUCUACCACCACCUUAAGGGGGUCAUCAAGGCCAAAUAUGGGAAGGAUGCCACCAAUGUGGGUGAUGAAGGUGGCUUUGCACCCAACAUCCUGGAGAACAAUGAGGCCCUGGAGCUGCUGAAGACAGCCAUCCAGGCAGCUGGUUACCCAGACAAGGUGGUGAUCGGCAUGGAUGUGGCAGCAUCUGAGUUCUAUCGCAAUGGGAAGUACGAUCUUGACUUCAAGUCGCCCGAUGAUCCCGCACGGCACAUCACUGGGGAGAAGCUCGGAGAGCUCUAUAAGAGUUUUAUCAAGAACUAUCCUGUGGUCUCCAUCGAGGACCCCUUUGACCAGGAUGACUGGGCCACUUGGACCUCCUUCCUCUCGGGUGUGAACAUCCAGAUUGUGGGGGAUGACCUGACAGUCACCAACCCCAAGAGGAUUGCCCAGGCCGUUGAGAAGAAGGCCUGCAACUGUCUGCUGCUAAAGGUCAACCAGAUUGGCUCGGUGACUGAAUCAAUCCAGGCGUGCAAACUGGCUCAGUCUAAUGGCUGGGGGGUGAUGGUGAGCCACCGCUCUGGGGAGACUGAGGACACAUUCAUUGCUGACCUUGUGGUGGGGCUCUGCACAGGACAGAUCAAGACUGGCGCCCCCUGCCGCUCAGAGCGUCUGGCCAAAUACAACCAACUCAUGAGGAUCGAGGAGGCUCUUGGGGACAAGGCAGUCUUUGCUGGACGCAAGUUCCGUAACCCGAAGGCCAAGUGAGAAGCUAGAGGCUCCAGGACUCCACUGGACAGACCCAGGUCUUCCAGACCUGCUUCCUGAAAUAAACACUAGUGCCAACCAAGA